CAAGUUGUGCACGGAGAAUGUUGAUGUUAAGUGAUGCUGUGCACACCCGUUCAACGGGAUGCCGUAUUAAAUCCAUGCAUAGCCAACACCACUCUUCAACAAUAAAUUCUCUGAUAAUAUGGGUAUCUCCAACAUUUAUGCAUAUAUAGACAGUCUCUAAUACAAUGAACACGUAAUAAAAACUUGUCUGAUUUCCUCAUUGAAUGGCUGUAGCUUGUUCUUUUGAUCCAAUUAACCCUAGCUGCUAGCUCCCCUACUAUAUAUAUCACUUUCGUGUUUCAAAGGAACCCCAUUCAAGAUUCGAUAUAUUGUAAGUUUAUAUAUAUAUAUAGAGAGAGAGAAGGAUUAAUGGGGAGGUCACCAAGUUUUGAGAGGGGGUUGAAGAAAGGGCCAUGGACAUCAGAAGAAGAUCGAAAGCUUGUGGCUUAUGUUGAAGAACAUGGGCAUGGAAGUUGGAGGUCGUUGCCCAUUAAAGCUGGGUUACAGAGAUGUGGUAAGAGUUGUAGGCUGAGGUGGACAAAUUAUCUAAGACCAGAUAUCAAAAGAGGAAAGUUCAGUUUGCAAGAAGAAGAAACCAUCAUCCAACUACAUGCUCUUCUUGGCAAUAGAUGGUCAGCUAUUGCGACGCAUUUACCCAAAAGAACAGACAACGAGAUAAAAAAUUACUGGAACACGAAUCUUAAGAAACGAUUAACCAAAAUGGGUAUUGAUCCAAUCACACACAAGUCGAGAACAGCCACUGAUACCAACUUGAGUCAUAUGACACAAUGGGAGAAUGCUCGUCUUGAAGCAGAAGCUAGGUUUGUUCGUGGGUCGACUAACGUUGUUUCCCACUUUUACCAACAAAUCCAUUGCACUUCACCUCCUUUUAUGACAAACAACAAACUGGCGAUGUCAUCUCUUUCACUACCAUGCCUCGAUGUGCUCAAAGCGUGGCAAGGUAUUAAUAUUACUUCAUGUAAGCUCUCAGAUUUAAGUGGGCUACAGACUCCCAAAGACCAAACCAUGCCACCAAUGGUGAAUCUCAUUGAGAAUGUGGAACCAUCAUCUCUUUAUAAAGACAUGAUCACUACAGAAGAUCAUGGUAUGAACAGCUGGGAAAUCUCAAAAACUUCAUUAUUUAACACUCUUGAGUGCCCUCAAGACAAAGGAACUGAUGAUCAGAACUUGUUUGAAGUGAAUGACAUGAUAUAUCAAGAUGACUACUUGACGGAGGCACUUACGAAUCACUUGGUCAAGGAUUUCGAAGAUGAUAAAAGUUACUGGAGUAACAUUCUUGACAAAGUAGGGAAUAAUUCAUCAUUUUCAACUGUUUUCUAAAACAAUACCAUCCGUACGUCAAGAGGAUUAAAGCUUACAAUCAAUUUGUCUUCAAUGUAAUACGUCUUGUAAUAGAAUCUAAUAAAAUUUAAUGUUAUUGAAUCCUGUUCAUCAAA
Lactuca sativa (garden lettuce) is the source of this 1436-nucleotide messenger RNA. Its product is annotated as transcription factor MYB106. The record is from RefSeq and is a predicted model, not a curated record. Lineage: Eukaryota; Viridiplantae; Streptophyta; Magnoliopsida; Asterales; Asteraceae.